AUGUGGAACCGUGAACCGGGAUGUUCCCAGCUCGAAAAACGGUCCGGCGUUAGGUGCUCUGGUUCUUCACGACUCGUCAGUACAGCCUGUGGGUAUCGCCAAAUCUCCCCUAUGGGUCCAACACAACAUAUUGAAGAUUUAUGGUCCCAACUGAUCGCACUACCACGAAAAUGGUUUGGUGCCCAGGGUUGUCAGGUAUUUCCCGCUCUUGAAGCGAAUAUAUUCCAAGAAAGAGAGUUUAAUGGUCUGGCAUGGCCCGACCUCCUCGACAGCCAUAUCUUGCCGUUCCUGAAAACACAUAUUCCUGAGCUGAGGAAAUAUAAUGAAUCCUUUAACCCGGCAUCCAAGGAUGUACUUUCGACCCACAUCAUAACGAUUCUUAAAUCGGCACGCCCCAGCUUUGUGUUCAUAACGCUAGCUAGCACUAUUGUACAUACCCUUCAUAUAAUAGGCUCAUUCAAGAAUGCCGGGAAAGAAGGUCGGUUUGAACUAGGCAUUCAACGUAGCAGCAUCGCCAUUUCUCCCAAAAACCCUGUUGCCUACAAAGCCCAUCCUCACCCUUGGGCGUCGGUGACCGAGGAGGCGGGAUUGUAG
Molecule: messenger RNA, 594 nt
Organism: Blastomyces dermatitidis ER-3
Lineage: Eukaryota; Fungi; Ascomycota; Eurotiomycetes; Onygenales; Ajellomycetaceae
Exons: 3
Coding region: 1-594 (197 amino acids)
Source: RefSeq, a predicted model, not a curated record